Panicum virgatum (switchgrass) is the source of this 1627-nucleotide messenger RNA. Its product is annotated as E3 ubiquitin-protein ligase SINA-like 10. The transcript is spliced from 2 exons. Gene Ontology annotation, cellular component: cytoplasm. NCBI's taxonomy places the organism in Eukaryota, Viridiplantae, Streptophyta, Magnoliopsida, Poales, Poaceae. The record is from RefSeq and is a predicted model, not a curated record. The coding region runs from base 238 to 1506 and encodes 422 amino acids. Gene Ontology annotation, molecular function: zinc ion binding; ubiquitin protein ligase activity.
UCGUACCAUCAUGGACGACAGCCACGGCCGGCGGCGUCUGUGGCGGGGGAUUGGGAAGCAUCGUCCUCGUCCGGCCGGAGGAGGAAGAGGUCUCGUUACCGUCCGCCCUCGCCGCUGACGCCAGUCCAAUCGUCGUCGUCACCGUCGUCGUACUCCCCGACUUGCCCGUCCUACUCGCCGACGUCGUCGCUGCCCCCUUCGCCGGAGUAUUGGCCGCAGCGGCAUGACGAGGAUGUGAUGACCGGAGAUGAGGAGCACGGUUCGGACGGUCCGGUUCGCCGCGAGAGGGAACAGGAGUUCUCGGAUGGAUCUGACGGUUACGGUGGAGCGGAAGAUGGGCAGGAGGAGGAGGAGGACCGGAAUGAAAGCGAGGGAGAACAGGAGUACUCGGAUGGAUCUGAGGAAGGUGAGCAGCAGGCGCAUGAUAUUCAGGAAGACGAAGAGGAACUACCGCAGCCGCAGCCGCACGGCGAGGAGGAGCAGCAGCAGCGAAGUGAUGGAUCCGGUGGUGAUAAUGGCGUGGAGGACGAGCAGCAGGUAGGAGAAGAACAGCAGCAGGAAGAAGAGGCGCCGCAGGCACAUGGCGCGGACGUCGCCGCCGUCGCUGUUGCUGGUGGGGACGAUGACCUCGCGGCGGCGCCGCGGCCGUCAUCGCCCGCACCGUCGCUGCGCUCGGAGAGUUCAUCGGUCGUCGUCGUCGGGGAAAUGACGGUGGACCGCACCCACGCGCUCGACUGCGGCAUCUGCUUCCUCCCGUUGAAGCCUCCCAUCUUCCAGUGCGACGUGGGGCACGUGGUGUGCUCGCCGUGCCGCGACAAGCUGGCGGCGGCCGGCCGGUGCCACGUCUGCCGGGACCCGACCGGCUUCCGGCGGUGCCACGCCAUGGAGCAGAUGGUGGACUCGGUCCGCGUCGCUUGCCCGCACGCCGCGCACGGCUGCGCCGACAGGCCGGCGUACCACGACCGGGGACGCCACGCCCGCGAGUGCGCGUACGCGCCCUGCCGCUGCCCCGGCGGCGGCAGCGGCUGCGGCUUCGUCGGCCCCGCGCCGGCGCUCGCUGAGCACGCCGCCGCCGAUCACGGCUGGCCGUGCGCCGCCGAGGCCGCCGCCGGUGCCUCCUUCGGCGUCGACCUCCGCGACGGCUUCAACCUCCUCACCGCCGUCCGCGGCGGCGCCCAGAAUCUGCUCCUGCUGAACGUGGCGAGCACGCCGUUCGGCCGCGCCAUCUCCGUGGUACGGGUCCUCCCUCAGGUGGCCUCCACGGGCAGCUCCUCGGCGCCGGAGGCGAGUGGCGCGAAAUGCGAGCUCGAGCUCAUGUACUGGCGCUACAAGGGUUUCCUACGCGAGCACUGCCUGAUGUCCCGCUUCGAGGUCCCAUCCAUGGAUCCCUCGGACGCGCUGCCAGAUCCCAGCGCCUCCUUCCAGUUCUUCGUCCCAAAGAGUGUUCGUGGACACGACGACGCUGGUCUUCACGUCAAUGUUGUUAUCGCCAUCAACUCAUCGUAACCAAGCAGAUCGAUCGUCAUGCAGAUCGACAUGCACCAAGUGUUGGUGAAUAAAUUGGUUUGGGGUGGUCAAAGUUAUUGUCUUUAAUUCUACUAUAUGUUUGCUUUAGUCGUUUGUCACU